AUGACAGCGAAUCCGGCAUAUGUUAGGGGCCCGAAAGACCCUGCUCUCUGGAUCAAGACCCUAGGCACGGCCCUCGAUGAGCAGGCAGCUCGUUUCGGCGAUAAAUCCGCCCUCAUCGUGCCGUGGCAGUCGGUUCGCUUGUCGUAUCGCCAGUUAGCAGACCGAAGUAGAGUUGUCGCGAAGGCGUUGUUGCGAUUGGGACUGCGCCAUGGCGAUUCUGUGGGGAUCAUGGCGGGCAACUGCCACGAGUAUAUCGAGGUCUUUCUCGGCGGAGCACGCAUUGGAUGCCCCGUGGUUGUUUUAAACAACACCUAUUCUCCGGAUGAGCUCAGAAAUGCUGCGUGUAUAAGUUCAUGCAAGGUCAUAUUCAUUGCUUCGAAGAUCGGCACGAAAGACCUCGCGGCCCAUAUCGCAAUUCUUAGAGGGCAGGGUCAUCCGAAUCCCAAACUCCUUGAGCUGCUACAACUUGUGUGCCUUGGAAAUGAUGAAUUUGACGGCAAGGGUAUCGGAAUACAAUCGUACACCCAGUUGAAGGUAAAAGCGGCUUUUGGUAUUACUGACGAGGAGAUGCUGCGACGCGCAGAGGCUCGAGUUGAUCCUGACAACGUACUAAACUUGCAGUUCACGUCAGGCACUACUGGCGCUCCCAAAGCAGCCAUGCUGACACAUGUAAACCUCCUUAACAAUGGUCUGUUUAUCGGGGACGCGCUGCGUUUAACGCCCGAUGAUAUUGUUUGCUGCCCCCCGCCUCUUUUCCACUGCUUUGGGCUCGUGGUGGGAUUCCUUUCGUCGCUUAGCCACGGCUGUGCUAUCGUGUUCCCCUCAGACAAUUUCGACGCAAAAAAGGUUGUGGAUGCUGUCAUGAGUGAAGAUGCUACUAUUAUCCUCAGCGUCCCGACCAUGUUUAUGGCUCAGCUGGAGGUCAUGGCCAAGUCAGGCCAGAAGCCUCGUCGACUCAGAGCCGGGCUCUCAGCAGGGGCUGCCUUAUCCGUGUCGCUGAUAGCAAAGGUGCGCGAGAAAAUGGGACUUAGAAAGAUCAUUAAUGCCUACGGCAUGACGGAGACAAGUCCAAUCACAUUUAUGACGGUGCUGGAUGAUUCCGACGACAAGGCCGAAACCAUUGGCAGGGUGAUGCCUCACACGGCAGCUAAAGUCAUCGACUCAAACGCUUACAUCUUCGUUGUUAAUCGUCUCAUUCACCCAUCCCGUUACAUCGUCACCAUGCCGCAAAAGUUCUCCCGCCAACCACCCGGUGUCUCAGAGGCCAUCCUCAUUACGUUCCCCGCGCCCAAUCUCUUGCUGGUGACGUUGAACCGUCCCCAGCAGCUCAACGCAAUGCCGCAGGGCUCACAUCGAGCUUUCUCGAGUCUGGAAUUGUGGAGCGAGAAGAACAGAGCCGGAAUACCAAGCCACGGUGCGGAUGGGGAUAGCUGGCUCGAGCAUGGCUUUGGUGGCAUGAGCAAUCGCCGGGGAAAGGAGCCCAUUAUUGCUGCUGUCAGCGGGUACUGCUUUGGAGGUGGCUUUGAGGUCAUGUUGAACUCAGACUGCGUCAUCGCGAGUGAGAGUGCCAAGUUUGGUCUCCCGAGGGCGUCAGAGAUGACGCUUCUUGGCCGCACGUACACCGCCCAGACGCUCUAUGAAUGGGGGAUCUUGAGCAAAGUCCUCCCAGAGAAUAGUGUUCUCGACGAAGCACUACGAUGGGCCGCUGAAGUGGCGGCUCAAUCCCCAGAUGCCAUUAUUCUUAAUCACGCGGGACUGCUAGGUGGUUGGGAUGGGGAGGAUCCAACCCUCUUAUCCAACCAUCUUCCUAUCGUUACCACCGACCCAAAUGCUCUCGAGGAACAGGCCCGGGGCGCGAUGGAGACAAAGAGUUUUAAAUACAUCUAUAGGGGUGCAGGCGAGUUGUCUACCAUGGAUGCGAAUCGCCUCGCCUUUCGUCAAUGGAGGAUCAUACCUCGUGUUCUCAAGCCAGCCAGCCCCCGGGAUCUGACAACCGAGCUAUUUUGUGUCAAGUACGAUUCUCCUCUUCUUGUGGCACCUGUCGGAGUCCAAGCCAUGUUCCACUCUUCUGGAGAGAGGGGGUUGAUCGCGGCCUGCGCCGAGCUGGGAAUUCCUUAUAUUCUCAGCACAGCCGCAACACAGAGCAUUGAAACCAUUGCUGAGGCCUGUGGCCCACACCCCCGUUGGUAUCAGCUGUACUGGCCCAAAGAUAACGACAUCACUCGAUCCCUCGUCCUACGCGCCAAGAACUCCGGUUUUAGCGCGCUUGUCGUCACCCUUGAUACGGUCACCGUUGCCUGGCGUCCGCAUGACCUUGAUAUCGCGAAUUUACCAUUCCUGGAAGGAAUAGGAAAUGCCGUGGGAUUCAGUGAUCCGGUGUUCCGCGAGAAGUUUUAUGCCAGGAGCGGUAAGACGCCGGAAGAAGAUCAGCUUGGCGCCUCUAGGUACUGGAUCAGCGAGGUAUUCGCGGCAGAGCAUCACUCUUGGGAAGAUCUCGAGCUCCUCAGGGAACUCUGGGAGGGGCCGAUCGUUCUCAAAGGCGUGCUGAGCGCCGAGGAUGCACGCUUAGCAUUGCAACACGGAGUUGAUGGGAUUGUCGUCAGCAACCAUGGAGGCCGACAGAUUGACGGUGGGGUGUCCUCCCUUGAGAUGUUGCCAGAAGUAGUUGAGGCGGUUGGCGAUCGGAUGACUAUUCUGUUCGACUCCGGCAUCCGGACUGGGUCGGAUAUAAUCAAGGCCAUAGCACUUGGAGCACAAGCCGUCUUCGUUGGGCGGCCUGCACUUUACGGAUCGGGUAUCGCUGGUAAAGAGGGUGCAUAUGAAGUCCUAGCUGGAUUACUCGCAGACAUGGAACAAUGCAUGGCUAUAGCGGGAUUUCAGAGCAUUGCGGAUCUGAAGCCGUCUAUUAUUAGAAAAGUCUAA
Messenger RNA from Scedosporium apiospermum, 2922 nucleotides. RefSeq lists its product as uncharacterized. The record is from RefSeq and is a predicted model, not a curated record. The transcript has 9 exons. Lineage: Eukaryota; Fungi; Ascomycota; Sordariomycetes; Microascales; Microascaceae. The coding region runs from base 1 to 2922 and encodes 973 amino acids. Gene Ontology annotation, molecular function: oxidoreductase activity.